AUGUGCCCGGCACUUUUCUACGGGUACAAUGUUGCAGAUAUUAAAAUGUGAAAUGUUGCGGCAUGUGCGCGGUCAGGAUGUUGCUUGAUGCUCAUCUUCGUCUGAACCGAUCACCAGGUGGUGGGGGCCAACUUGCGGAUGUUCUAUUCAUAUAUACACAUUCUGAUUACGAAAUCUGCCUGUUUAAAGUAUUGUUACUAUCGAUGUUAGUGAUUCAAGUCUAGAAAGUUCAAGCGCGUACAUUUGACUACAGGGUGCUGCAAGAUGCGGGAUUUGCAAUUAUUAUUUUUGAUUUCAAUGGCUGUCGCCACAUUAGGCGAAGAGGUUCGCCUAGUCGACUUGGACCCGAAAGAUGCCCAACAGAUAAUCGAAGGUCAGGACCAGUCUUUGAACUACGCCCCAAAGGUAGCCAGCAACGUUCCGGCAGUAAGGUACUUGGGCAAUGAACCUCAUCAUGUGCAGGAGGACAUAUACCAAGCGCGACAGUACCAUGGUCAAGACGGUUUGGGAGGGUACCUGUAUGGGUACAACGUGCCUGAUAUCGCCAAAACUGAGAAGAAGAAAGCUGGAGGAGACCUGAGGGGCGCUUAUAACUACAUCGCGGGAGAUGGACAGGAAAUCAAGGUGGAAUAUUGGGAUGACGGAACUGGAUUCCAUCAGAUUGACAACGUUCCAAAAAUAUUGCCAAAGCAAGUAGAAGAUUCCCCUGACGUGAAAGCAGCAAAAGAAAAAUUCUUCGCAAGAUGGCAAGAAGAGGCUGAAAGAAAUUUACAUCCGGUAGAAUAUCCAUACAACAGCGAAGGUCAAUACAAAAACCCGCAAUUAUCACCAAACGUACAACAGCAACUACAGCUGCAUCAACAGCAAGUACCCGUUACACAGUACCAAACAUCUCAAGGUCAAUAUAGCUCACAAGGACAAUACCAACCUUCGCAACCUAGUCAUUAUCAGCAGCAACAAAGUUUACAGGGCCGUCCUGGCAGCCCAAAUCAAAUAGACUAUUCUGGCCAGUACAGUGAACAACAGAAUGUAUUCAGUCAACCUCAGUCUGGUAAUCUUCAACCAGCAACACCAACUGGUAACCCCUAUGUACAGUCUGGAGGCUAUAGCAGUCAACCUGCUGUAUAUCCUUCUGUACAGUCUGGUGGUUACGAUAAUAAACCACAAGCUUCUCAUGUUAACCCUUAUGUACAAUCUUCUGGGGGAUAUAGCAGUCAACCAACACCAAACCCUUACGUAGGGUCUGGAGGAUAUCAGAAUCAACCCAGUCCCAAUCCUUAUGCACAAAAAUCUGGAGGAUAUAACAGUCAACCCACUCCGAACCCAUAUGUACAACAAUCUGGGGGUUACAACAGUCAUCCAACUGGAAAGGAUGAAGAAGAUGAGACUACAGGACCACCAAAAGGCUUCUUCUACAGUUUCGACUACCCUGUUGGCAUUAUUGUCAAUAAGGGUGAUCUUGUCAAGAGAGGCACUGAUGUCAAGGAUGUGUAUAAUGAAAAUAAAGCAAAAUUUGAGGCGCAACUUCAACAUGGACAUAGCGAUGGUUCUCAAAGCAGUUACACGUAUUCGCAAAACUGAUUGAAAGCUCAUAAUGAUUCGAAAAUGUUCAAUACAUUGUGAUAAACGUUUAUUGUUAUUUUUAUUUUAUUUAUGAAAGUUAUUUGUAUUUUUAUUAGAAUAAACUUGUCACAGAUUCCUCGCAAGGACAGUUUCUUUUGUAUACUGAUGCCAAGAAACCGCUGUUGCUAUAAAGAAGUUAAAAUAUUCCCAGACACGAAGAUCGAAUUCCCAGUAAAAAUGGUUUCAACUGAAU
Acanthoscelides obtectus is the source of this 1816-nucleotide messenger RNA. Lineage: Eukaryota; Metazoa; Arthropoda; Insecta; Coleoptera; Chrysomelidae. The record is from the annotation of a GenBank genome assembly.